AGGCGGGUGCGCAGCGCUACACCACAACAAACGUGUGCCUGACGUGGGCCGGUGGACGCUAGGCGGAGAACUUUCCUCAAAAAACCCACUCCAGAAGUGAACAGAGACCAUGGCAAAGCAUCAUCCUGAUCUGAUCUUCUGCCGCAAGCAGCCCGGGGUGGCCAUUGGACGACUGUGUGAGAAGUGUGACGGGAAGUGUGUGAUUUGUGACUCCUACGUGCGGCCCUGCACCCUGGUCAGGAUAUGUGACGAGUGCAACUACGGUUCCUACCAGGGCCGCUGUGUCAUCUGUGGAGGCCCAGGAGUGUCUGACGCCUACUACUGCAAGGAGUGCACGGUGCUGGAGAAGGAUCGGGACGGCUGCCCAAAGAUCGUCAACCUCGGCUCCUCCAAGACGGACUUGUUUUACGAGAGGAAGAAAUACGGUUUCAAAAAGAGAUGAGGCGGGCUGUGGGUGGGCGCGGGGUGUGAUGGGGCUUUUGUAUCUGGAGACAUUUUCAUUUUAUAUUCAUUAUAUGUGAUGUUCAUUAAUGAUUAAAUAUAUUUUUGUUUACAGGUAUACAUAUUAUUACUGACCUUCCUUUGGUUUUUCAAAUUAAAAUAAUAUAAUUAAUGGAGGCCAUGUAUAUUAUGUAUUACUUAUGAACAUUACUUAAGUGAAAGUAAAACAAUGCUACAAACCACUAAGAUGAUUAAAGAAACAAAACAAAACAGAAAGGCAGCCAACAUACAAGUUAUAUCAAAACAUGCAGGAGAGGUUAUUUUGAGGGCCACCUUGUUCCCAAAGUGCUAGAGAUAUAACAAAACCUUGUUAUAUCUUUUAGAAGGGCCAGUCUAUGUGACCUCUUGAAAAUGUGUCUAUGCAUUAUAUGGGUAAACAUUUUUAUCAUGUAGGAAUAAACAGCAUUGCUAUGAAUUAAUAAAAAUUUUCCACAAUAA
This is a messenger RNA of Scylla paramamosain (green mud crab), 939 nucleotides long. It is a transcript of the gene Phf5a, whose product is annotated as PHD finger-like domain-containing protein 5A. The coding region runs from base 110 to 442 and encodes 110 amino acids. The record is from RefSeq and is a predicted model, not a curated record. Gene Ontology annotation, cellular component: precatalytic spliceosome; U2 snRNP; catalytic step 2 spliceosome. Gene Ontology annotation, biological process: mRNA splicing, via spliceosome. Lineage: Eukaryota; Metazoa; Arthropoda; Malacostraca; Decapoda; Portunidae. The transcript is spliced from 2 exons.